AUGGCAGACAAAUACCAACCGGAGGUCCAGCAAGGAUACCCUUUGGCCCCGGCGACGGUGGUCCCGAGGAGCGACGAGGAAUACGGGCGCUACUCCAGCCAAUCGGAGGCGGAGAUGAAGAAGAAGAAGAAGAGGACGAAAUGCAUUGCAUACAUCGCGAUUUUCGCAGUUUUCCAAGUGGCAGUGAUCCUAGCUUUCUCCCUCACCGUGAUGCGCGUGAGGACGCCAAAGGUGAGGCUGGAGAAUAUCGUCGUCACCUCCAGCCCUACCUCGAGCGACCUUCGGUUGAGCGCGCGGAUCACGGUGAAGAACACCAAUUUCGGGCGCUUCAAGUAUGAGAGUACGCUGGCUAGUAUUAGGUCUGGCAACGGAGGAGGGCCGGUGGUGGCGCAGUUUGCGAUCGAGGAGGCGCGUGCGAGGGCGCGUUCGACUAAGAAGAUCAAUUUUGUAGCGGAUUUGGGAAGCAGCGGCAGUGGGAAUGCAGGGACGAUGGAUUUUGUGGUUGAGGCGAGGAUGAGAGGGAAGGUGGAGCUGAUGAGGGUGAUCAAGAGGAAGAAGACGGCGGAGAUGGCUUGUAACUUCACUGUUGUUUUGGCCAAUAAUGGUGUGCAGAAUUUGAGAUGCAAGUGA
Molecule: messenger RNA, 630 nt
Organism: Salvia splendens (bonfire salvia)
Lineage: Eukaryota; Viridiplantae; Streptophyta; Magnoliopsida; Lamiales; Lamiaceae
Product: late embryogenesis abundant protein At1g64065
Exons: 1
Coding region: 1-630 (209 amino acids)
Source: RefSeq, a predicted model, not a curated record